Messenger RNA from Dendronephthya gigantea, 472 nucleotides. RefSeq names its product ankyrin repeat and SOCS box protein 3-like. The transcript is spliced from 2 exons. Gene Ontology annotation, molecular function: protein binding. NCBI's taxonomy places the organism in Eukaryota, Metazoa, Cnidaria, Anthozoa, Malacalcyonacea, Nephtheidae. The coding region runs from base 19 to 453 and encodes 144 amino acids. The record is from RefSeq and is a predicted model, not a curated record.
UGCCUUAUUGCUCAGGCGAUGUUCUACGAUCUUGAUUGUUUCCGGUACUUGCUUGAACUUUACGAAAGCUUAAAAUCAACGUUGGAAGAAAUGCAGCCAAAGGAAAACUGGGAAAAAUACCGCAUCGAUUCUUUAACCUUACUACCAUUUCGCAUAAGUGGCGUUAAUGGAAAUCUACUUCACUACCUGGAGGGGGAAGAUGCCAUUAUUAAGUUAGAAAUUCUAAGCAAGUCUUCCACGUUUAACCUGCUAAUUAACCACAAAAAUCUUCACGGUGUUACACCACUGCUUAUGGCAAUAAUGUUUGAUGAAGUGGAUCUGGCAGAGAGAAUGGUAGAACUGGGCGCAUAUAUCGACAGUGAGAGUAAUGAUAAAGAAACGCCAUUCAGUCAAGCCGUUAGUCGUGGCCAUCUUGAUCUGGUUAAGAAAAUGCUGACGAUUGAAGUAUUCUAAUCACGGAAAUGCAUUUUAG